This is a messenger RNA of Capsicum annuum, 7939 nucleotides long. RefSeq lists its product as uncharacterized. The transcript has 2 exons. The record is from RefSeq and is a predicted model, not a curated record. NCBI's taxonomy places the organism in Eukaryota, Viridiplantae, Streptophyta, Magnoliopsida, Solanales, Solanaceae. The coding region runs from base 2158 to 3381 and encodes 407 amino acids.
UUGUUGCUGAUCAAUUCUGUACAUGCUAAUUCUAUUUGUACAUUUUGCCUAUCUCCUAAUUCCGUAUUGCAAUCCAAAAAUAAAGAAAUUAGCAAAAAUUAAUUGGUUCUUCUCCUGAUAAACUCUAACAAUAUCACGUGCCAUCCAUAUGUCAUGAAAAUGAUAUUUUGGAAUGGACACAACUGUUGAUUUACACGUGGACGCUCUAGAUUUAUUCUAUCAAGUAAAUGAUCCACUUUUAUGAUGCUGUCACGCGCCUUGUUUAUUUUCCAUUAAAAUGUCUCAAAAAUCAUUGUGGGAAACCGAAGUUCAUUUCAUCUUGUUCAAGCUUUGACUUCUCAUUUUCUCUUCCAACAUCUGCACAAGAUCUGUGGCUUUGGCCGUGGACUGUUUGAUUCUUGUUCCGAACAGCCCCCCUUAAGAUGGAGGAGAGAGAAAUGACACCCAACUUGAAUAAAAUCGUAAAAUGGGAAGGACCACCAAAAGAUUUCAUGAGCAAUUCGGCAAGCUAGGAAGAGGAGAGAACAAAGGAGAGAGAGAUCAAUACAGCAAGAAAUUAUUGCUUCAUGAAAUGACAAUCAAGUUCCACAUGCUUGGUUCAUUUGUGACACACUGUAUUCCCAGCAAUGUGAAUGGAGGCUUGACUAUCAGAAUGGACUGGCACUGACUAUGAUGGAGAUACAGAUAGAUCUUGAAGAAGUCGAGUUAACAGGAUAAAAAAUGCAUUGCUUAUGCUUCGAGGUAGUUGAAGUCUCACACACAGAGCUACCCAACACAUGCCUUAGAGUUGGCAGCAGUGGUGUUUGCUAAAAGAUUUGGAGACAGUGUUGCCCUGCUACCGACCAAGUUGUCCCUCCCCAGCUCGAUAGUCCUCUCGAGUAAGUUAGUUUAGACACCUAUCCCUAUUAGGCUUAAACUUAGAAGAAUAGAAAACUCAGAAUCUGGUUAUCCCUGUUAGGUACCGCUUUAUUUGCAUCAUAUGCAUUUGACUUAGCGGGACUGGGCACAGGGGCCGGGUCUAUCUAGGACAGCUAACCUACUUUAUAAAGACCAACAUGCGCAUCUUGCGUGCUCUUUGACAUUUGUUUGGAAGACUGUUUGUUUGUUGACCGGCUUUAGGUAACUUUAAAAUGCAAAAGAUUAAAUUAUCCUCACAUUUAGUGAAUCAUUUAAAAAAAAAAGAUUAUUUUUAAAAGAAAGGAAAAAUUUUAGUAACAUAGUUUUACGAUCUUCAUGAACUACGAGCGUUUGAUUCUCAUCUUAGUGAGAUACGUAGGUAGUCCUUUUCGGGAUACGACCCUGUCUUUUAAAAAAUUAUUCGUAGAUUUAUUGGGAAAUAUUUUGAAAAUAUGAUUACUUUCAUAAUUAUUUUUCUAAUUCUCAAGUCCAAUUUUUAUAUAUAUCUUAAAUAGCCCUAAAUCUUUAGGGAUCAUGAGGUUAAGUUUUACAAAAUAAAUAAAAAAUAUAUAUAAAUUUUAACAGCCCUGAAUCUUUAAGGAUCAUGAGACUAAGUUUUCAUAAAAUAAAAAAUAUAAAUAAAUUUUAACAGCCCUGAAUCUUUAGGGAUUUUGAGGUUGAGUUUUGUACGAUAUAAUUUUCAAGAACUACGCAUACCUAAUUCUCAUUUUAUUGAGAUACGUAGGCAGUCCUUUAUGGAUUCGGUGAUUUUAAUAAAAAAAUAUAUAUUUGUGUUUCCUUCUAAACAAAUAAAGAAGAGAGUUUUUGAUUUAUAUAUAAAAUAAAUUAAUUUAUUUUCAAAAAUAAAAUGUGUUUUAUAUUAUUAAUGAUUUCAAAAAAUAAAAAUAUUUCUCAUUUCUCUCAUUAAAAGAAAAAUGUGUUUCUUCAUAUUUCCAGCUUUCAGAACUACGUAAAAUCUGAUUCAUGUCCUGGCAUGAUACGUAGGCAAUCCUCCAAAGGGUUCGAUCAUAAUUUUUUGAAAAAUACACCUAAAAAAGUCGGGAUGAAUCACAAAGUCUUCCAUGAUAGGUUGAAAAAUGCAUAUAGAAGCAUGACAUAUAACAUGGCAUUAUAAUGUGUUUAAAUAUAACACUCACCCAUUUGCUACUUGGUCUCAGAAAGAUAAAGUAGUUGGUGGUUGGUUUGUGGUUUAAACUGGCAUCACAUCCGUACAACACUAGAUACAAAGAAAAGAGAAAGAUGACCGGCAGAGAAGGUGUAGGGUCUAAUAGUGAAGAAGAGCAAAAUCAGUUGAUUUCACAGGAAUUAGCAUCAAUGAAAGAAAUUAAGUUAUUGAAACAACAGAUGGCGGAAAUGUACCAAACUUGGCUGAAUGGACAAGCCCCGCUUUCUUUAAUCCCUAGACUUUCGACUACGAAUGAUCCAAAUCCUGUUCAAGCUCAAACUAGCGAUCCAUUAUACCCACCUGGAUUCGACCCAUAUGCUAAUGUGACUGGUGUUGAUGGUACUUCUACCAUGCGCCAACCAAAUCCAUCUGUCUCAAAUAACCCACUUUUCACUUAUGUAGCACCAGCUACUGCGGGUCUUCAAUCGACAGCACAGAAGAAUGUGGGAAAACCAAGUCAUGAUCUGUUGUAUCCUCCUGAAAUGACUUUCAAACCUCAAAAUCCACAUUACCAUGCUCAUCAACACGAUUCUCCUAUCGUGAUUGAGAAAAUUAUUAAGAAUGAGGAACAAGAGGAGAUGGAUAGGAAAGUAAGAUGCUUGGAGCAGAGUAUGAGAAGUAUGCAAGGAUUAGGAGGACCAAAAAGUGUUUCAUAUAAAGAUUUGUGCAUGUUUUUGAAUUUCCAUUUGGCUAUGGGAUUCAAAAUGCCCAAGUUUGACAAAUACGAAGGGUACGAUGAUCCAGUGGCACACUUGAGGCGUUAUUGUAACCAAUUAAGAGGUGUCAGAGGUAAAAAAGAAUUACUCAUAGCUUAUUUCGGUGAGAGUCUUUCGAGUUUAGCCUCAGAGUGGUUUGUGGAUCAAGACAUUGACAAGUGGAGUAGUUGGGAUGACUUGACCAAUAAAUUCGUACAAAAAUUUCAGUACAAUGUCGAGAUGAUUCCUGAUGAGAAAUCCCUGACUAAUAUAAAGAAGAAGAACAAUGAAAAUUUUAGGGAGUAUGCAAUUAGAUGGCGUGAACAAGCGGCUAGGGUAAAACCGCCAAUGAAAGAAAGAAAGAUAGUGGAGGUGUUUAUUCAAGCGCAAAAUGAAACAUAUUAUCAAUAUUUGUUACCUGCAUUAGGCAAGCCAUUUAUUGAGGUCCUCAAAAUGGGAGAGAUGAUAGAGGAUAGAAUUAAGUUCGAUCGCAUUAUGAGUUUUGCAACAUUAAAAGCAACUACUCAAGCAAUUCAAAAAGGUUCAGGAAGUGUUGGAGGGAAGAAGAAUAAGAAAGAUGCAUCUACUAUUGUAGUUGGAUAGCGGGAGCGGUCAAGAAGACCACGUCAUCAUCGGUCUCAAGCUCAAGCCCAAGCUCCACAUAAUCACUUCCAAAGUCCAUUAUACUUCAGUCCCCCACCUUCAUAUCCAAUGUAUAAUGCACAACCACAUGUUCAACCCCCAUCUUACCCACAAUGGCGUACACCAACUCCUCAGAGUCAUCCUCCAAUUCCACAAAUAUACCAAAGCCCUUCUAGGCCCGAUUUUCAAUCCAAACCAAAUAAAAAUGAGGCAGAAAUCGAGAGAUAGUUUCACACCAAUUGGAGAGUCAUAUGCCAGUUUAUUUUAGAGAUUGGUACAGGAGGGCAUGAUUACUCCUCUCCUUGGGCACACUGUUAUCCCCGUUCAAGAAAUUUUGAUCCUAAUGCACGAUGUGCGUAUCAUUCUGAUGUUCAGGGUCAUAGUAUUAAAGAUUAUCGAGAUUUAAAAAGAGAAAUUGAAAAGAUGAUUCAAGAUAGAUCAAUUAUGAUGCAGAACAUUGACAAUGAGGAAAGCUCUAGUCAUGUUGAUAUGAAAAUUGACAGCUAAGAGGUCAAGCUCAGCAAUUGGAAAGUCACUCCUCUCCCUGCUAGGAAGAGGUCUGGUAGUUUGUUUUCUUUUCUUUUUUAUUACCCGAUUAUUUUAGGGUUGUAGUUUAGGACCUAUCUUGUCUGAUUUUCUUAUCAUUUUUGUUCAAACUCUUCUAUCUUUCUGUCAAUAAAAUGCGUGUCCGUUUAAUUUUUUUUUUAUUUCUCAAUAUAUAUCAUCUUUUUUUUUCUUCAAAGAGCUCUUUCUAUGGUGAUUCUGGUAAUAUGAUAAGCAUGUUGAAUUUUAAGCCAGAUCUUAAAACCCAAUCUAUUGCUGAAAUAUUCAAUCAAGAACCUAGAGUUGAAAAAAAAAUAUGUAAGAAAAAUAAGUAAAGUGUUGAGAUGUUUUAGGGACCUAGUUACAUCCUCACUUGAAUGUUUUGGGGCAAUCACUUUGCGAAUAAAGAAUGACUUAAUCUUCAAUGAGAAGGUUCAACUCAAGUAUUUUUGAAUAAAAUCAACCAGAGGAUAUAUAGUUUCUAUUGUCAGAAAAAGCAACAGGAAGUUAGCUUAAAAAAAAAGGAGUCAUCUGUUGUGAGGAAAGUACAAUACAAGUAAACCUUUAUGGUUUACAAAUUUAAAAGAAAUGACGCACGUGCAUGUGCUUAGUCACGAUCAAUAUUGAAAAGAUGCGUAUGAUCUUCAUGUUCCAUUCGUAGAUUACAUGUUAUGUACUUGUAUUUUUAAGGAUUGAUAUGACGAAGGCAUUUCAUUCUACUAUCCAAAUGUUGUGUCAUACUUUGUUAUCCCUUUUGAUCUUUUGUUUUAUUUCUUUUAUAUCCAUCUUUUUGAAUCAAGAGAGAGUUUGAAAAAAAAUUUAAAAAAAAAAGAAAAGUGUCAAGAAAAAAAAUAGAAUCUGAAAAGUGUCAAGAAAAAAUGGAGUCAGGAAAAAUAUUUCUCUAAAAAAAUAGAGCAAAAAGCAAAAGAUUAAAAUGUCUGAACUACGUUUGACCUGAUUCUUGUUAUGACAAGAUACGUAGUCAUCCCUACUCUGGGGUUCGGACCAACUAAAAGAAAAUUCAAAUUACCCAGAAUGAAAUGAAACUGGGGCAAAAUUUAUUUUCUUUAAAAAAAAAAAGUUGAUUCCAAAAGUUGUAUGUUUCACCCAUUAUUAUGUAAAUUUUUUAGCCACGUGCCUCCUUUUUCUUUCUAACCUUUUCCAAAAGCCAAGUUACAACCAAAGAAAGACCUUCAGAUCAAUCUUUGAGAAUGUCAAGGCUAAAUAUGUUAUGGGUGCAUGAUGUUUUAUAUGUUGGGCAUUAUUUUCAAAAAAAAAAUGAAUGAAAAAAUAAAUGAGUAAAAAUGAGAGAGUCUUAUUGGUGAAAACCCUUUUGGGCACCAUAAGACGAUAGUGAGCUAAAAAAGAAAUGAAAAUGAGAUAGGCGCUGACAAAAACCUAUUGAGGUGUCGCUAGUCGAAGGAGGAUUGUCAUCUAGAGGGAGCAUAUUCAAGAUUGAUUCCAUUUCAAACUCAAUAAGUGAAUAAGAGUUGUAAUGAUUAGUGUGGGUAGACCAGGUUGUUUAAUUCAAAAUGCAUGUCAUAAUUGCUAGAAUCGGCUACCACACUCAAAUAAAUUUUCUUCUAGCGUUUUAAAAACAAAAGAUGCCUAUUGUUUUUUCCUUUUCUUUUUAUUUUUCUAUUUUUGAUUUUUUGGUAUCUUUAUCAUCAAAUAAAAUUUUUUGUCAUUUUUCUUGUGUCUCUGAGUCGAGCCCGUGUCAUAACAAGUGAGAAAAGAUUUUAAAACUGGCUACCAGCUUCUUCAAUUACACAAAGCAAGACAAAAAGCCAACACAUGAAAGAGACAUGAUUAUGAGCCGAAAUAAGGCAUGCAGAAAAGUUUUGCCAACAGACGAGUUUGGAACUCAUGAAAAUACCAAUGUUUAAAGGGUUUAUUUGAGAAGCAUGGCAAAGCAAAGAUACUGUGUUCAUUUCAGAGUCACUUCUAAUAAUCUAAGUUUGGGUCAACAAUGCAGCAAGUCGGUGACAGAUGCUAAUGGUUGGAAGCAAGGUUAAAUGUGACGAGAGCAAGAGUGAUUGCCACAGAAGCUAAAGCCACAAACCUCCACCAUGUUUUUGAACUCAUAAGUUUUCUUUGAUGAAACAGGAAACAUGUUACCUUCAAAUUAAGGACAUUAGAGCAUAAAUAUCAAGGGCUGCAAUGCCUCAUUUCCACAGAUACAGGAAGCAAUGUUGUUGCACAGGUUUGAUAAUCAAAUUAUGGUAAAAAUUUAACCCCUAGGAGACUCACUUCCUAAUCUGGAUAAUUCAAGUUUUAUUUGUUAGGUGAUGCACUUCCUAACUUGAACCAUCACUCCUAGAAGACGCGCUUUCUAGUUGAGUCAUUUCAUUCAACCCCUAGGAGACGCAUUUCCUAGUCUAGAUAAUUCAAGUUUCAUUUGUUAGGUGAUGAACUUUCUAACUUGAACCAUCACUCCUAGAAGAUGCACUUUCUAGUUGAGUUAUUUCAUUUAAACCCUGGGAGACGCACUUCCUAGUCUGAAUAAGUCAGUUUUUAUUUGUUAGGUGAAGCACUUCCUAACUAGAACCAUCACUCCUAGAAGAUGCACUUUCUAGUCGAAUCAUUUCAUUUAACCCCUAGGAGACGCACUUCCUAGUCUGAAUAAGUCAGUUUUUAUUUGUUAGGUGAAGCACUUCCUAGCUUGAACAUUCACUCCUAGAAGACGCACUUUCUAGUCGAGUCCUUCAAUUUAACUCUUAGGAGACACACUUCCUAAUUUUGGUCAUCAGUUUUACUUUGACGAGAUGCAUUUCUUUAGCAAGGCUUUGAUUCACACUCUUUCUGUACUUUUCAAAAAUUAUAAUCUGAUGAUGCUCACAAAAUUUCUAGUACAAACUGGGACAAAAAUUUUGUUCGUGUUUAUUGAAUUUUACUUUCUGCUCAGGACCCUCCUGAAGAAUGGAAAUUUAUGUUUUAUGCUCGGGACCCUCCUGAAGAAUGAGACAGGACCCUCCUCAAGAAUGGGAAUUUAGUUUAUGUCCAGGAGCCCACCUGAAGAACAGGGUGAAGAAAAAGAGAAAAUCCAGGAGCCCGCCUGAAGAAUAGGGUGAAGAAAUUGAAAGUCCAGGAGCUCACCUGAAGAACAGGGUGAAGAAACUGUAAGUCCAGGAUCCUACCUGAACAACAGGGUGAAGAAGGAAAGUUCAGGAGCCCGCCUGAAGAACAGGGUGAAGAAAAGAGAAAGUCCAGGAACCCGCCUGAAAAACAGGGUGAAGAAAAAAAAAGUCCAGGAGCCUGCCUGAAGAACAGGGUGAAGAAAAAGAAAGUCCAGGAGCCCGCCUGAAGAACAAGGUAAAGAAAAAGAAAGUCCAGGAGCCUGCCUGAAGAAUUGGGUGAAGACGAAGUAACAAGUCAAGAGUCUGCUCAAAGAAUAGGGUGAAGGAAUAACAAGUCAAGAACCUUCCUGAAGAAUAGGGUGAAGAUUGUCCAGUUCAAGUCAGAGAAAAGUUUGAAGAAUAAAUCAAUUAUUAAGGUCCUCUCAAAUGCCAAAAGCCAACGAGCAGGAACAUUUCGUGUUUUAAGUUCAACUCAGAAUAACGACUAUCUCACCAUUUGAGAAGUCAUGAAGAUUCAAGACAAGACUCCAGAAAAGCAGCAUAGAUAGGAUCUUUCUCUUGUAUCUUCACUUUAUUUUUUGUUAUUCAUUUCAAUGUAAAAGCAGAAAGUCGUGAAUCGAAAACUCGACGGAACCUCACUUGGCUUUUAACUCGAUCUCUAACUCAUUGUCACACCAUUUUAUCCCAUUUGAACUAUAUGUGACCCGAUUCCCUCUAAACUCGGGAUAUGUAGGCGGUCCAAAAUCAGAAUUCGGUCACAUCUUUUAUUUUAUUUUAUUUUAUCAUUACUUUUAGAAUAAUCGGAGAGUCAAAAAUCAUCUCUUUGUCUACUUCUUCAUAUGAAAAUUCUUUGAGAUUUCAAACAAAUAGGGGCAAAAUAUAGACACGUGAUUUUGACC